ACAUCGAUUCCUGCACGCGUGAAACGCGUAACGGUCGUGCAACGACCUUAGACCAGGGUCGAGUAAACGUGCCGAGAGACGACGAACGCAAGAGGAAAGAGUAAUAUAUCGGUUGGAGGCGGCUGAAUACACCGGCGAGACUUCAGUUCAACUUAAAACGCCUACGUAAACUCCUCGACGCUCUCGAUUCUACUGCGCUCAAUACUGAAACCGAUCGUGCGAAUCGACGGAGAAACAUGAAGAUCGAAAACGUGACUAACGUCUUCCUGAUACUCGUAUUGUCCUUAAUACUCGUUGUCGACGUAGAGGCAGGAUGGAAAUUUUGGAAGAAGGACAAAGACGCGACCACCACUACGGUCGCUCCUGAAGUAUCGAAUCUUGAUCCCACCAAAGCACCAGUAGGUGCUACAACCGCGACUAACAAGCCACCAGGAAAUCCGACGAAUCUCGGAUCAGCGGUUAUCGGUGCAGGUGAUCCUGGACUAGCGAUAGGAGUCACAUCAACUGGGGGGAAAAUAAAAGAGAAUGCCCGACCAAGCAGGCCAAACCCAGGAACGGAAGUUGGUCUAGAUUUUCCAGUACCCAAACCAGGAAAACCGGGGAUCGGUGGUACCAAUGGACAAGGCUAUAGAGAAUGGGCAGCAGAUCUUACCGGAGCUGGAGAACCCGGAAGGCAACCUCCCAAACCGCCUUCUCAGGGACCAGCAAUUACUGGUCCAGGUCCCAAACCAACAUCCGUACCUGGAGGAGCGGCACAGCCACAAACACCAGGAGCUAAACCAGUCACGUCUCCUGGAAGUAUGCCCUCACCGCGACCUCAACAACCUCAGCCUCAGCCUCAGCCUCAGCCUCAACCUCGUCCAGCUACUUCCACACCAGCUGUACUACCCGCCCAACCACAACGCGUUCCCAGUCAACCCGGAACUGGAGGUAAUCAACUGUCCACACUAAACGUGGGUACACUCAAGCCUAUUGCCAUAACAACACCGGCGCCUUCUAGACCAGGAAGCCCUGGUUCUCCCGGUAGUCCAGGAAGAACUUGGGCCGACGUUGCUGGCAGUGGCAGCAGACCUAACUCGCCUACACCUUCCACGAGACAACCUGGAUAUCCCAAUCAACCAGUUCAACCGCAAACACCGACUCAACCAGGGAAACGACCGUCUCCGGGUACGAUAGCCGGUGGUGCUCUCGCUGGUGGUGCUCUGGCAGGCGCGGCUGCGGCAGGUGCAGCUACAACCGCGAAUAACAAAGUCUAUUCUAGUAAUCCGACUUACAGCAAAGGGAAUACUAUCACAGACGAAGAUCUGGAGAAGCUUUCCGAAGCUUUGUACAUCAAGGACACUAACAACGCGAAUAGGUAUAUCACGCUGAAUUUGCAGAAGGAAACGACCAGCAGCAGCACGACAGACGACGCGCCGCAACCAUUGUUCACGGUGAACACAGAAGCGUACCAAGGUAGCACUAUACAACGAGUGAUAUCUAUCUACGAUAAUUACAAGCCGGAAACAAAUGUAAAUGAGCACAUAAGCCCUCUGCAGAGGCAAGAAGAGAGCCUCCUGGUAGACACGUUCCUCAGCACGAACGUGAUGUCCGCUGCAAUGAGAUUCUUGGCCGACAAACAGAAAAUUAAGAAGGAUUAUUACGAGUAUAAGGAGACGCUGAGGAAAUUAUGGUUCAAUCUGUUCUCCAGAGGGCAAGGAAAAAUCGGUAGCUCUGGAUUCGAACACGUAUUCAUGGCUGAGCUCAAGAAAACGGAUGCCAACACCGAAGUAGUCGGACUGCAUAAUUGGAUUUACUAUAGCAAAGAGGAGGGCAAUGGAAAAGCAGAUUACAAUGGAUACUUGAAGAAAGUUGAUCUUGGAGACAAAGCUUCUAUCGUCAAAAUACGAACGAAAUACGGCGGUUACGACAAACCGGUGACGACGAUGUUCGUCGGUACCUCGCCUGAAUUAGAAAUGGCCUUAUACACCGUAUGUUUCUACGCGAGGCCGGAGGCUAAUUGCCCGGUCUCUCUCGGAGGAACCAAGUUCAACAUCGUUACGCAUAAAUUUAAGUACAGAGGAAACGACCUCAUAGGAACAGCGUACCCCGAAAUAUAAAUCUAUCCCAAUGAAUUCGUUCCUGACGAAGUACGAAUCGUAACAAAUUCAGAGAUUAUCUACGUGAUAUUAAUCUAUGCAUAUUUUAUAAUACUCCAGACAAAUAGAAGUAUCGUAUGAUUUUAUCCUCGGGACAACAUUGUGUUUUUCAAGAUUUAAUUUUGUAUUCUAUGCGUUGGAUAAAUAAAUUUUCUUGUUUAUCUAUGAACACAAACGUCA
Molecule: messenger RNA, 2318 nt
Organism: Ceratina calcarata
Lineage: Eukaryota; Metazoa; Arthropoda; Insecta; Hymenoptera; Apidae
Product: poly(U)-specific endoribonuclease homolog
Exons: 8
Coding region: 237-2099 (620 amino acids)
Molecular function (GO): RNA endonuclease activity
Source: RefSeq, a predicted model, not a curated record